AUGGUCAAGCGGGUCACAGUCGGUAGCCGACCAGAUCAAACGGCCCGAUGCGGCGUGGAUGGCCAUGUUCCGUUGGGACAGGACAGAAAGGGACACGGUAGUAACCGAAGUCAGACCAGAUCAGACCCUAAAAACGUGAUCUUUAGUAACCUAGCGACCUGCCAGGCACUGAAAGAAGGUCGUAUUAUUCGAUUCUAUCGUCCUACCGCAGUUACCACCGUUGGACAGAUCGGCGCUCGAUGA
Penicillium atrosanguineum is the source of this 243-nucleotide messenger RNA. RefSeq lists its product as uncharacterized. The coding region runs from base 1 to 243 and encodes 80 amino acids. Lineage: Eukaryota; Fungi; Ascomycota; Eurotiomycetes; Eurotiales; Aspergillaceae. The transcript has a single exon. The record is from RefSeq and is a predicted model, not a curated record.